Messenger RNA from Hyla sarda, 2511 nucleotides. RefSeq names its product minichromosome maintenance domain containing 2 (gene MCMDC2). Gene Ontology annotation, molecular function: ATP binding; DNA binding; single-stranded DNA helicase activity. Lineage: Eukaryota; Metazoa; Chordata; Amphibia; Anura; Hylidae. The coding region runs from base 438 to 2495 and encodes 685 amino acids. Gene Ontology annotation, biological process: double-strand break repair via break-induced replication. The record is from RefSeq and is a predicted model, not a curated record. The transcript has 14 exons.
GUGACAGGACUGGUCUCUGUGUGUGACAGGACUGGUCUCUGUGUGUGACAGGUCAGCUGUGUGUGACAGGUCUGGUCUCUGUGUGUGACAGGACUGGUCUCUGUGUGUGACAGGACUGGUCUCUGUGUGUGACAGGACUGGUCUCUGUGUGUGACAGAACUGCUGUGUGUAUGUGUGGCAGCAUUGGUCUUUGUGUGUGAAAGGACUGGUUUGUGACAGGACUGGUCUCUGUGUGUGACAGGACUGGUCUCUGUGUGUGACAGGUCAGCUGUGUGUGACAGGAUUGCUGUGUGUGACUGGUCUCUGUGUGUGACAGGACUGGUCUCUGUGUGUGACAGGACUGGUCUCUGUGUGUGACAGGUCAGCUGUGUGUGACAGGACUGGUCUCUGUGUGUGACAGGACUGGUCUCUGUGUGACAGGACCGCUGUGGACAGACAUGAGCUGGUCUCCGGCCUUCUACCACAUGAGGGAAGCUGCUCUCAUCUACAUGGACAGGAGCAGAGGUCUGGAGAAGUUUAUAGAGGACUGCAGGAAAUACAAUGAAUCAGGUCAAAGUUAUGCUGUCUAUCGAUUUGUAAUCUCUGUGAACCCCAUGGAUAUCACCGAGCUGAAUGCCACCCUUGGAAACUACAUAUUACAUGAGCCAGUGAGGGCUGCUGCGAUCUUCCAGUCGGUAUGUGAUGCUGCGGUAAGAACGAUUUCCUUGAUUGAAGAAUACCAGUCUGAGGCUCAGAUAAAUGUGAUUUUGAAGGUUACACAUCUGCCUGACCUACCUGGUUAUCACUUAAGCCUCAGAGAGUUCCCCCUGGACUACAGAUCUCAAAGACUGUAUAUGAUGGAAGGAACAGUCAUUGCUCUGUCUACAGUUAAUAAAUAUACUCAAGGAGCUCGGUUUUUGUGCUCUGAGACAAAGUGUCCCCUGUCUACAGAUUUCCGGUACAUACGUAUCCACACCCCUGGGGCGACAGAGUCAGCAACAGUGAGACAAGAGUUCUUUUGUGACUUAUGUGCAUCACCUUUAAAAGAAGACAUAAAAUACAGAGUUCUAGGUGAUAAACAGGUUGUUGAAUUCAUGGAUUCGAAGACACUGAAAAUGUUCCAAGGACAGUGUACAGCAUUUAAGAAUUACCGUUUGCAGUCAUAUGCAGUGUUCCUCAGAGAUGAAUUAAUAGACAGAAUGAAAAUAGGAGGGAGGUAUAGAGUAAUAGGUAUACCAGUAUGUGGCCUGAAUGGUUCUCAAUUAACUGUCUGUAUAGAGGCCAAUAAUAUUCAUCAAUAUAUUGCGCACAGUCCCCUUACUAUAUGCAAGGUAUUUCAAAAACUUCACUCCAAGACUCAAGGUUCACCAUGGAUUUUCACUGGUAUUCUUGCCAAUAUUUUUGCUGCACAAGUUGUUCCAGUAGGAAUGCACAACACUCUAAAACUCUGCAUUCUGCUCAGCCUUGUGCAGACAUGUAAUGAGGACAAAGAAAUUGGAAAUCCCCUUGAUCUAAUGGUUGUGACAAAUGACACACUGAUUGUAGAGAGACUGAUGAGAUACAGUAUUUGUCUUGUUCCACGUGGAGUCUGUCAUACACAUUUCAAUGACGUACUUGCUACAGUAACUAAAGAUGAACUUGGUACAGGAACAGCCAUAAUCCAUGCUGGAAGUGCUUUAAUGGCCAAAGGUGGAGUGUGCUUUAUUGGAGAUAUCAAUAGUCACAAAAAAGAGAAACUUGAUCUUUUAUUAUCAGUUUUGGAGAACAGGAAUACCACUGUAUUCAUACCUGGGAAGAAAUAUGGCGAUGGUGUUGACCAGCAGAUAUACAUUCCUGUUCAGUGCAACUUCUGGUCAUAUGCAGAUUUAUCAAAUUAUUCCAAAAAGUGCACUACCAAGGAACCCACCUUUAUAGGUCAGAUGGAUUUAAGUGCUAUACCAUCACAUCUUAUUGAUGCAUUUGGAGCAUUAAUAAACUGCAAUCAGAUAUCUCAUACAUCUCCAGUUGUUUCCCUCGUACAGCAUAGUCUAAUAAAAGCCAUAAGGCCUGGAGCAUUUCUCUGUCUGACAGCCCAGCGGUUUACAACCCAGGACUUUGAAGAGCUUAUUGGGUAUGCAAAGAAUUUACAUGUAACAUUUAGCACUGAAGCAGAAGCUCUGCUACACAGCUAUUAUUUGGCAAGUAGAAGAGUUAGAACGGACUCAAAUGGUUCAAAAGUAUUAACGUCAGCACUGAGACAUCUGACCUCAGUGGCAGAAGCUCAUGCAAAGUUAAGUUUACGAAGAGUAGUGACAGAAGAAGAUGCUUUGGUAGCCAUUUUAUUAUUUGAAGCGUCUCUUACAUUGAAACAUGGGAGUUCUGUGUUUGGGGUAUGCCAGAAUCCUCUCUUCCCAAGUGAGAUUAUAGAUGAAGAUAGUUUACAGCAAAGAGAUGAAUACCUGAGAAAAUACCAACAAGAAUUGAGGCAGUUCAUAUUUACCUAUGGUCCUGCAUCUGUCAUUUUAACUGAGCAAUAAAUAAUAAAAACACUAG